Molecule: messenger RNA, 5950 nt
Organism: Ictalurus furcatus (blue catfish)
Lineage: Eukaryota; Metazoa; Chordata; Actinopteri; Siluriformes; Ictaluridae
Product: pendrin-like
Exons: 21
Coding region: 370-2700 (776 amino acids)
Biological process (GO): transmembrane transport
Cellular component (GO): membrane
Molecular function (GO): oxalate transmembrane transporter activity; sulfate transmembrane transporter activity; bicarbonate transmembrane transporter activity
Source: RefSeq, a predicted model, not a curated record
ACAACCCAACUCUACUCAUAAAUAAAUACAAAAGGGGAGUAUUCAGGUGAUGUUCAGAGAGAACAAGAAGUCAAAAAAGAGAGAACGAGAGAGAGAGAGAGAGAGAGAGAGAGAGAGAGAGAGAGAGAGAGAGACAGAAGAAGAAGAAGAAGAAGAAGAAGAAGAAGAAGAAGAAGCAGGAUAAAAUUAGAUGAUAAAAAGAAGAACAGGAACAAGAACAAGGGAGUGAAGCUGAAUUUAUUGAAAAUAUGGAAUCUGCACAUGACAUUGAAUACAUCUGCAAGUAAAUUUAAGUCAAGUCAUGUGUGAUUAACAAUUUCUCAAUCAGAUGUAAGAAGUUCAAAUUUGAAUUGUCAGAUUAUCUUCAAGAUGGACAGCCAGAACCAAUAUCAUGUAUCUCGGCCCAUCUACUCCACACGUGCCUUUGAACAUGCAAAUGAAAGACAAGUCAGAGAGACGAAGAGCCUCAAAGAAAAGCUCAGAAAUUCCUGCAGCUGCUCAGGUAAACGGAUCUUGCGGCUGGUUAAAACGUUUUUCCCAAUCCUUGAGUGGCUCCCAGCAUAUGAACUCAGGCUAUGGCUUUCUGGUGAAAUUAUAUCAGGAAUCACUAUGGGAAUGGUGUGUGCUCUGCAAGGACUGGCCUACUCACUGCUGGUUAAUGUUGGUCCUGUGUAUGGACUUUUUGCUGCGUUCUUCCCAAUUCUCCCCUACUUCAUUUUGGGCACAUCUAGACACCUAUCUGUAGGCCCAUUUCCAGUCACCUGCCUGAUGAUGGGAUCAGUGGUGUUGAAUCUUGCUCCUGAUGCGAUGUUCAUGAGACCAGGGAAUGGGACAGGUAUGAAUGGGACAGCAGCAAUGGUGAUGAAUGUUGCAGAAAGAGAUGCAAUGAGAGUGGCACUAUCCACCUCUAUGACUGUGCUGAUUGGACUGUUUCAGCUGGCCAUGGGUGUGGCCCAGGUGGGUUUCUUGGUGCGUUAUCUAUCUGAACCACUGGUGGGAGGCUUCACCACAGCAGCAGCUGUGACUGUAGUAGUCUCUCAGCUAAAACUGAUUUUUAAUGUUCCCACUGAAAACUACAAUAGUGUCCUGGCGAUUUUUUAUACUAUUGGGGACGUAUUUAAAAACAUUAAGAAAUCCAACAUGGUUGACUUCAUUGCUGGAAUACUGACUAUCAUUGUGGUAAUGCUUGGAAAAGAGUUCAACAUCAGAUUUCAGAAACAGCUUCCAGCGCCUAUCCCCUUUGAAGUGAUAGUGACAAUUAUUGAUGCAGGAGUUUCUUAUGCAGUGGACCUUAGCACCAAUUACGGUGCUGGCAUUGUUAAAUAUAUCCCAAGAGGAUUUAUUCCACCUCAGCCUCCAGAUGUAUCACUCUUUAGCAGUAUUGUGAGCCCAAGCUUUUCCACAGCAGUGGUGUCUUAUGCCAUAGCAAUAUCAGUGGCUAAAGUCUAUGCAGCAAAACAUGACUUGGUAGUUGAUGGAAAUCAGGAAUUGAUAGCCUUUGGAUUCAGCAACAUUGUCUGUGGCUGUUUUGGUGGCUUUGUGGCCACCACUGCACUUUCACGUACAGCGAUACAGGAGAGUACAGGAGGAAAAACUCAGGUAGCAUCGAUAAUUUCCGCUCUGUUGGUGCUGAUAGUGAUCGUGGCUCUUGGGCCUCUACUUCAGCCUCUGCAGAAGUCAGUGCUGGGGGGCAUUGUUGUUGCCAACCUGAAAGGUAUGUUUAUGCAGCUGUAUGAUGUGCCCAUACUAUGGAGGAAGAACAGGACCGAUUGUCUUAUUUGGGUGUUUACAUUCAUUGCCUGCAUCCUGCUUGGACUAGAUAUCGGUUUGCUGGCUGGCGUAGUGUUUGAGGUUGGCACUGUGGUUAUCAGGACACAAUUCCCAACUUGUUCAACACUUGGAAAUAUACCCAACACAGACAUCUACAAGAAUAUGAAAGACUAUAAAAAUAUUGUCGCAUGUCCUGGAACAAAGAUUUUCAAGUGCAAUGCACCAAUAUAUUUUGCCAACAUCGAUUAUCUGAAAGAUCAGAUAAAGCAUAUAGUGGGAUUUGAUGCAGUGCAAGUAUUUAAGAAAAGGAACAAAGCAUUAAAGAAGAUUCACAGUCUAAUCAAGAAGGGGAAGCUUAAAGUCACAGAGAAUGGCUUGGUGCCAUUGGAAGAACAGGGUGUGAUCAAUGAGGGGUUUGAGAAUGAACGGGACCCUGAGCAGGUGGAAGGUGAACCACAGCAGGAAGUGAAAAAUGGAGCUCGAUCAGAUGUGGAUGUGGAGGUGCAAGUGGACUGGACAGCUGAACUGCCUUUCGACAUCACAGUCCCCAAAGUCAACAUCCACAGCUUGGUGAUGGACUUCUGUGCUGUCUCCUUCCUAGAUGUGAUGUCAGUAAAGUCCCUCAGACUGAUCAUAAAGGAAUUCCUACGCAUUGGAGUCAAUGUAUAUAUUGCUGGCUGUGAUGAUGAGAUUAUCAUGAAGAUGGAGUCCAUAGGCUUCUUUGAUGAGAUGGUACACAGAGGCAUGCUCUUCCUCUCUGUGCAUGAUGCAAUUCUCUACAUCAAGAUGGAAACUGAUAGUGAUAUAGAAGACCCGAUGAUAGAGAAGAUAGCACAGCUACAGCAUGACAAAGAAUCUUUCACUGAUGAUGAAGACUUGAUUGAGACCUAUGACAACCAGCGUUUGGCUAUCCAUGGUCUCUCAGGCUGAGCCUGAACUGAUGCUUUCUUUGGACCUAGAAAAAAGCCAACAAGGUCUUCCAACCAAAAGAACACAGGACACAGAUUAAGAUGACACACUUAAAUGUGCUUAAUUAUCAUCCGCGAACUAGAGUGAAACUAAUUUUAAAAAAAUGUGUAUAUAAAUGAUACAUUGUACAUAUCCUGGGAGUUUAAAGGGGGCAGAAGUGUUACUGAGGCUUAAUGUGACAAUUUGCUUAGGCAAUUUCUUAUUAUUUUGCUAUUUUUGUAAGCACUCGCUCAGGACAUAAGCUGAUAUGUACUGAAAUAUCAGGUGUACCUGAGACUGUUAAUCAUGCAGUUGGUACUGUUUAAUAUUUGAGAAAAUUUAAGGAAAUUGUUUUAGCAUAAUACAAUGACACACUGCAUCAAAGACUUUGAGGUAUUUACAGCACUUUCACACUUUUACUCCUAGUCUCUGUGGGAAUCCCUUCCUUUACUUUAUACCAUUAUAACGUCAAACCAUACCAUGUAACAUUCAUAAUAUGCACAACUCUUCCCCCAUAAUGUUUUUUUAUUUAUUUAUUUAAUUUGUUUUUUUAACUUCCAAGCAUGUCAUACCAUUAUACACAUUAAUGUAUUCAAUAAUUUCCCUGUUUGAAAAGUAGUAUUUUUUAGCACUCCAUAGAUUUUCACUCUGCCAUACCUGGUUUAGUUUUUAACUGCAGACAAGCAGGAUAUAAUUUCAGGUAAUAUAUAAUAUUUAAGCUAAUUUCUGCAUCUAGUACACUUCUCAGGUAUUUAUCUUUAUGACUUAAUACUUCCUCACUAAUUUUACUAUUAUAACAUUCUUUUUUUGUGCUGCACUGUCCUGUAAAUUUACAAGAAAAUAGAAGAAAAUGACAGAACUAAAGCAUUUAUUUUACAGCUGUCAGUGUUCUGCUUCUCUUGUCUUUAUGCUAUAAUAAUGUUAUAAUCCAUAUGAUGCCAAUGUAUUCUAUAUUCUUCCAGUUACUGUAAUCUCAAAUACAACUAAUUUUGCUGCAUCUUCAAAUUAUUAGGUAGCUAUCCUAUUCCCAUUAUUAUUAUUAUUAUUAUUAUUAUUAUUAUUAUUAUUAUUAUUAUUAUUAUUUUACCUUUAAUCUGUGUAUUAAAAAUAUUUACAAUGAAAAAAGAAUGACUUAGAAUGAAAGAAGAUUUAUAAUGGGAAAAACACACAAUUAUUUGUGUUAGAAUAUGAAUUUUCCUAGUCUUUUUUUAACACUACAAUCUGCCAAGUACUGCAAAGAUGUCUAUAUUCAUUUGAGUUUGACUGUAGUCUUGUUUGGAACACUGGUCUGUAUAUUUGGUGGUUUAUUCUACUUAAUUGUGUAGUAUUGGCCACCAUUGCACAAGUAAUUUCUUGAUUUGUCUCUCAUUUGUGAGAGUGUAUUAUCCCAACCUACUGGAUUUCAAUAGCACAAGCAUUUAGAGCUAGACUCAUGUAUGAGAGGACCCUGCUGUGGAUAGGCAACUUUGAUGCAAAGAUUUUGGAGCAGGUAGUCUCGGGUAGUUGGUGAUUUACAAAGGGUCCAAAAUGACCUCAGCUGUGUCCCAUGACCUUUGCUCUAGUUUAUACCCCUAAUGGUCAAGCGGGUAAACAUUUGUCAAUAUUCACAACAAGGAUACAGCAAUGCUAUUAAGUCUGCUUGGGAGCCACCAACAGUUUAAUCUAUUCUACAGAGAAACAUUAGAGGUAGGUGCAAUUCUAUACAUUGCAGAAAGUUGAAGAUGAUACAAGAUGAGAAAAGUAAUUUGCCAAACAAUGUGGAAAGGACCUAUAUAUUUAUGAUAUUUUUAAAGGUGUUUUUUUUUUUUUUCCAUUGUGGAUAACCGUAUAAUCUUUCCACUUGCAUGUUUGUACUUGGACAAUCACUAGACAUUAGGGUAAUAUUAAUGUUUUAGUGGUUUCAAAAGGUUUUUCAUAUAUUUGAGCUUUACUGAGUCCCCUGGUCUAGAAUCUUGUGUUCAGGAACGCCGUGGAACAUGAAAACCUUUUUUUAACAGCUUGGCCAUCUCCAGGACAUAGGGAGCUUAGGCAAGGGGAUUAACUGCCAAUUACCACUAAGGUACUGAUGUAACUGUUGAUGGGAUCUAAGCCGAUGAGAAAGUCUAUACUAAUGUGGCAGCUUCUAUUACACAGUGUGGCAUGGAGGGCACUGGGGGUCUGAAACUGGAGGGAUCCAGUGACAUGUAGAAUUUGGGCUAUUUGAUCAAAAUACAAUUGCCAGAAAUGUAGGAUUUGAGCUGGACUUUAUGAACAACAGGCUUGGGUAGCGGUUCAAGAAGCCCUCCCAUGAUAAUACUAAAUACCUCUGUCAAGCCUUGAUACAUGUGUACAUCUACAAAAGCAUGGUUUUUGGAAUGCUCUGUUGCAGUAACAUGGAAGGUUUUGGCAAUGUAAUCCUAAAGGUGAUGUUUUCUUUUUCUUUUACUUUUAUUUGGCCUCCAAAUAUUUUUUGGGCUAAUGCAAUUUUAAUAUCUCCAUUUUGCUCAGUUAAUUUGCACAUAAGAUUGCAGCUUUCAAAGUGACUUGAUAAAUCACACUUCUGGGAAUAUUAUUUGGCCCUUGACUUCUAUGGAGUUGAAAGGAAUCCAAGAAUGUAGCCACCCUAAACCUCAUACUAUGUUGCACCUCUGCGCUGUUUGGUGCAUUGCUAUAUGUAGAAAUGUGCAGCCAUCUGAUCAAUCAGCAGUGUUUUCCUUUCUCCAAACAUAACACUUCUUAUUUAAACAAAAGAGUUAUAUUUUGGCCUCAUCCGUCCACAAACCUUUAUUCCAUUAGCCUUCUCGCUUGUCCAUGUUAGCAAACUGCAGACGGGCAGCAGUGCUCUGUUGUAUAGCAGUGACUUUUGUGCACUGUUGUUCAGUGUUCUCCUGAUGGUGGACUCAUGAACAUUAAAAUUAGACAAUGUGAGAGAGUCCUUUAGUUGCUUAGAAGUAACCCUGGCUCCUUUUGUGACCUUGCGGACUAUUACAUGUCUUGCUUUUGGAGUGAUCUUUGUUGGUCGACCACUCCUGGGGAGCAUAACAAUGGUCUUAAAUUUCCUCAAUUUGUACACAUUCUGUCCGACUCAGGAUUGGUGAAGUCCAAACUCUUUAGAGAUGGACAUCAACAACUCUUUUUCUCAGGUCCUCUGAAAUCUCCUUGCUUUAUGCCAUGAUACAGUUCCACAAACAUGUGUUGUGAAGAUCAGACUUGAUAGAUCCUUGAUCUUUAAAUAAAACAGAGUGCUCACUCA